Molecule: messenger RNA, 6669 nt
Organism: Halichondria panicea
Lineage: Eukaryota; Metazoa; Porifera; Demospongiae; Suberitida; Halichondriidae
Exons: 26
Coding region: 969-6476 (1835 amino acids)
Biological process (GO): multicellular organism development; positive regulation of kinase activity; cell surface receptor protein tyrosine kinase signaling pathway
Cellular component (GO): plasma membrane; signaling receptor complex
Molecular function (GO): transmembrane receptor protein tyrosine kinase activity; ATP binding
Source: RefSeq, a predicted model, not a curated record
CAAUUAUCACUACUAGGUUAUCUAACCGCGGCACUUAGGGCCUGACACAAGUGGUGAUAGUGAAGUUCACCAGACUCUUGCAUAGAGGCUGGAAAUCGAGACUACUGUGUAGCAUAGACCCAGACCACUGUUCAAAGCUCAGAAGGCCAGUGAUGACUUUUGUCUCUAUAUUCUCCUUAUCACUGUCACUGGUCUUCGCUGUCUGAGUCCAAUUCAAUUUCCGGCUCUUUCGUUUCAACAAUCUCUCUGCAAAUGGACCAGAAGUACACCCUGGUCCACAGCCACAGUAAUAAUGGCUGUAUCCCACUGCUGCUAACAUUUAGAAAUGCUUAAAACUCGCUAUUACGUGGCAAAUAACGGUGAGAUUAAUUAACCUGUUGCUCGUUAAUGUUGGAUGUUCAGGAAUAAUUUAUGAGUAACAUUACAGGUUUAUUCCACUUGCUAGGUACACUAAAUAAGCUGGGUAGGUUAGCUGAGCUUCUCUACAGUGGGAAUACAAGUACGACUGAUUUGGACGAUGCUUGGAAUGUAUUGAGGAGGACAUCUGUUGGAUUUAAUACACAAAAUGUGGCUUAUUGUGUGCUCACAUCUGUCCAACUAGUACUAUUUUAUACAGUAUUUUCAACAAUGCAUUUCUCGACUCUCAAUGGAUCGACAAGAAAAACAAUUACAUAUAGAUGUUCAUCAAUGCUAUAAGAUAGCACUGAACAUGUUCAAAUUCAUCUCAUACUUUUGCAACAAUUUGUCAGUUCAGUUUGCUGUGGCAUGUAAAUUUGUCUAAAUUUGUUUGUGUUUAAGUUUCUAAGCAAAGCCACAUGGCGGCUUUGUGGCUAUAUUUAGUUCCUGCCAUGUGUAAUAGAUUGGUGCAAGAAGCAGGAAACAAACUGCAAAGGGAAGAGAGUUAAAAUAUAAAAUACGACUAGCCAUUAAAUUUUUACAUUGCAUUGAGUCGAAGAUCAAGAGUAGCCAUGAAGCAAAUAGUUUCUCUGAGACUACCAUUACCUCUCGCUCUACUGUUGAUUUGUGUCUAUUGUACAGUAUCUGUUGUCAGUACUGCCACUGGCAGUGGAGAUGUUGAUCAAGAGGGAUCUACCAUGCCAGACUACACCAGCACAACUACUGAAGCUGAAACUCACUCUACCACAAUAGCUCAAACCAGACCCACAACUGCGACUUCUAUUGCGGAUAUGCAGACAACCACUGAUUCUGAACAAGAAAUUAUCACUGUGCAGUCAAGUGGAACAACUGAAGUAGCUGUUACUGAAACUACCACAGUUACAAGUCGACCUCCUUCAACAUUUCAAACUGCGACAAUUUUACCCCAAACCGAGUCAACUACCGGUCAACUUGAUUCAACAGCUGAUACAUCUGCUGGGUCUGUUACCACAGAAGAGCUAGCUUCAAUUCAGGCAAACACAGCUACCACACAAGCAGCUCCCGUUACAACUGAACAUCUCGUUACCACAGCUCCUACCAGACCCGCUAGGCCUACAGUCGCUGCAACGGAAGAACCAAUUCAGGCAAACACAGCUACCACACAAGCAGAUCCCGUUACAACUGAACAUCUCGUCACCACAGCUCCUACCAGACCAGCUAGGUCUACAGUCGCUACAACAGAAGAACCAAUUCAGGCAAACACAGCUACCACACAAGCAGCUCCCGUUACAACUGAUCAUCUUGUUACCACAAUUUCUACCAGACCAGCUAGGCCUACAGUCGCUACAACAGAAGAACCAAACACAGCUACCUCACAAGCAGCUCCCGUUACAACUGAACACCUCGUUACCACAGGUCCUACCAGACCAGCUAGGCCUACAGUCGCUACAACAGAAGAACCAAACACAGCUACCACACAAGCAGCUCCCGUUACAACUGAACAUCUCGUUACCACAGCUCCUACCAGACCAGCUAGGCCUACAGUCGCUGAAACAGAAGAACCAAUUCAGGCAAACACAGCUACCACACAAGCAGAUCCCGUUACAACUGAACAUCUCGUCACCACAGCUCCUACCAGACCAGCUAGGCCUACAGUUGCUGCAACAGAAGAACCAAUUCAGGCAAACACAGCUACCACACAAGCAGAUCCCGUUACAACUGAUCAUCUCGUCACCACCGGUCCUACCAGACCAGCUAGGCCUACAGUCGCUGCAACAGAAGAACCAAACACAGCUACCACACAAGCAGCUCCCUUUACAACUGAUCAUCUCGUCACCACAGCUCCUACCAGACCAGCUAGGCCUACAGUCGCUGCAACAGAAGACCCAAACACAGCUACCACACAAGCAGCUCCCGUUACAACUGAUCAUCUCGUUACCACAAUUCCUACCAGACCAGCUAGGCCUACAGUCGCUACAACCACACAAGCAGCUCCCGUUACAACUGAACACCUCGUCACCACAGGUCCUACCAGACCAGCUAGGCCUACAGACGCUACAACAGAAGAACUUCAAGCAAAUGUAACGACCACACAGACAGCACUGCUCACAACUGGCGUCCCAGUUUCAACCAGGCCUGUAGCAACCACUACAACUGAAGAGAUAGCAUCAAUUCAGGCUGACUCCGACACCACAGGUGCUCCUACUGAAGGCACUACAGAACCUCCAGAAUGUCGUGUCCCUGCCUACUCCAGCAUCAACUAUGAGACCACGUAUAGCAGCAGAGUCACUGAUGAUAGUCUGCUUGUUGUGGAGGGAAAGUGCUAUGUUGAGUGUAUUUUGGACGUUUCACAAAACCCCACCUUAGGAGGUAAAGUUGUACCGAAUAAUCAGUUUCCACCCUGGCCGUUCUCCACCCUGAAACCUCAAAAUUGUAACCCUCAUAAGUUUGUUCACGAGUGUACUAGAGGGUGCCUUGUACUCCACGAUGAUAUUCCACCAUCUCCCGACCGCGCCUGCCGACACGACUGCAGUGAACAUUGUCAGAACGAGUGUGGUGCUUUUCAGUGCGACAACCCAGAUUCUGAUGAGUGGUGGGUCCGACAGAACUGCCCCCUCACUUGUAGUUCAAGCAAUAGUUGCGAUGACGGUUGCCAACUCUCUUUAGACUGUACAUCAACAGAGUGCAAUCGACCACUGAACCCCAUUGCCCCGCCCACCUUAGUCCAAACCGAGGGUAGUGAUAGAGCGGGAGUAUUCAGCGUGAACAUAUCCGGGUCUGUGCCCUCCUCCCCCUCUCUGACCACACCCGGCGUUGUGUUCCUAUUUGAGAUCCUGGAUCACACCACAAGCAACUAUUCCUACCAUUGGGUGGUUGACCCAACACUAAGCCUGGACCUGGCGGACUUUGCCUGUAGAGAAGUGUCUGUCAGAUUUGCCGUGCUCAGCGUAAACGGACUCUCUGAUUUCUCUGGACCAACUCGAAUACAACAAAUUUAUGGAGACCCUACGAGGAGGCCCAAUCCAGUCACAAACAUCAGGGUGGUAAGUGAGGAAGAUGAUACAAGAGUCGGCUACUUUGGUCAUGUGAUAUGGACUAUCUCUUGGCAACACCCAACCAGUCAGCUCCACUUGGACGGCUAUAUGGUGGAUGUGUACAAAAAUCCCGACCAGGGAAGCGAGUGUGGAGAAAGAGUUUGGACCAGAAGACUGGCUCUUAAUGAGAGCACCUCUGUGAGGGUGAUGGCCGACGAGCCGGGGGACCUGUUGGUAAUGGGAUGUGUGUACACCAUUAUUGUUCAUGCUAUCGGUGUGGAUGAGAAUGAAAUCAUAGUUGAAAAUCACAAUGCAGCGUUUUUUCCCAGCAUGCCGCAGUUUAUCGAUGACAUACAGUGCAACAAGAUUUGGGACUUGACUGAGUUCAAGUUCUCCUUUAACUUCACUUGGUCACUACCAUUCUACAUAGCCUUUGAGAACCCUAUCACUCAAUACAUCAUCUCCGUGGAUACAUAUAGACCAGCAGACUCCAACAUUUUCGUUCAAUCUUUACUAUCCAACACUGUUUAUGAUCUCUCAAACCUGGGACCUAAUGUCACUGACGUUAAUUACUACCUCCCUCAUAAUGGGCGAUCAUUCUUCUCUCCUAGGAAUGAUUCUGGUCUUGUCUUCAGGUUCAAACUGUAUUUCGAUUUCAACGAGUCCAAUGUUCGUUUUAACACCCUCUCUGCUUUUAUCCCCAACCGUCAAUUCUUCUGUACUACGGACACUGCCUCCCCACCCCCUAGUCAAGCACAGAACGUAACAGUUAUCUCGUAUGAUCUUCUCAGCACUAAUAAGAUAUCGCUAAACUUUAGUUGGACACCGCCAUUAUUCCCCAAUGGAGUACUGACUACUUACACGGCGUGUGUGAGUCAGACAGCUCUCCUAGAUAACGAGGAACCAGUGUCAAACAGUGGAGCGUCUUUCUGUGAGCAUGAUAUUGAAGGUGAUAUGACUUCGGCAAUGAAAGAGUUCAACUUUUUCAGAGAUGGUGAUUCUUACUGCCUGACCAUUCAGAUCAGACCUCGCAAUGAUUAUGUGUUUGGGGAAUGGAGUGAGCCUUCUCUGAUCUAUCUUGGAGUACCAGGCUCCUGUACAGACCCUCUACCCACUGACCCUCCACCCACUACUGACCCACCCACUGACCCACCUACAACCAUGGAGAGUACAACAGACCCUCCAAACACGCCUUCUACUGGAGCUUUAAAACCCACCACCAAUCCUGUGAUCGUGAUUGGCGUGUCUGUAUUUGCUGCUGUGAUUGUUGUGCUUUGUGCCUGCAUCAUAUUCAUCUUAUUUUGCUACUGUGCGCGCAGGAGAAAAAGGAACUGGAGGCUCAAUAUUCUCCACGACCCGUCUGGGAUGGAUCUCAUGUUUAGUCGAGACCCUCAUCGCCACCUGCUCACUCAAACACCCACUGACCCCCAAUUCCCUGAAAUUGACGAGUGGGAAAUAUCAGCAUCGGAGAUUAUCAUAGAGGACUCCUUAGGGGAGGGUGCUUUCGGAGAAGUGUACAAGGGUGUGGUCAAGGGGCCGAUAAGGUGUACCAGAGUGCAGCCUUCUUUGAGGAAUGCUAUUGCAGUACCUGUGGCUAUCAAGUUGCUCAAAGAUUCAGCCCAGGGCAGCGAAAGACAAGACUUCCUCUCGGAGAUAGAGAUGAUGAAGACCAUUUCUGAGGGCCAGAAUCCCAACGUGAUUGGUAUGGUCGGGUGUGUGACUCUACAAGAGCCUCUCUCUCUCAUCUUAGAGUUUGUCGAGUAUGGAGACCUACUUUCCUAUCUCAGGACCGACAUGAGAAGGAAUGCAGGACAAGAUGUUGGUGACCAUGACAACCCAUACAUAAGGCUAGGCAGUAUUGUGACUGUGGAUCUCGUUAAGUUCUCCUAUCAGAUUGCUUCUGGAAUGGAGUACCUGUCUAGCUUGGAUAUUGUCCACAGAGAUCUAGCGUGUCGAAACAUCCUAGUAGAUGAGGGCAAGGUGCUCAAAAUCACCGACUUUGGAAUGUCUCGUGAAGUGGACGAGAUUUACGUACAGCAGAGCAGGGGGCGAGUUCCGUUGAAGUGGAUGGCCCUUGAGUCUAUUCUUACUCGUCAGUUCACCAGUGCCUCAGAUGUGUGGUCGUAUGGCGUCUCUCUGUGGGAAAUAGGAACUAUGGGCGGGUUCCCGUACCCCACCAUCAGUAACGAGGACCUCAUUUUGCUGCUGAAAAAUGGCUACCGUAUGGAGAAGCCAGACAACUGCUCUCCCGAAAUCUAUGCGAUAAUGUUGGCCUGCUGGAACGGAGAUUCGAGCAUGAGACCUACCUUCUCAGAAUUGAAAUCGAAGUUUGAUCACAUGCUUCGUUCAAACGCCGAGUACAUUUACUUCCUCCCUGUCAACAGUGACAGGCCGUGUUACCAACCAGAAAAUGCCCCAGAGGGAAUGACCCUAACCUCACCAAAUCAAAUUCGUCUCUCCCCUAAUGCUAAUGGAAAUCGACAGAGCACGUACAUACAAAUGGCCUCCACCUCACACUCAGUUUUGCCCGGAUCCGACCACGGUAGGAGCUCAGGGCAAACUUCACCCGGUCCAAGAUCUCCCCGUAGUAUCUCUCCAACCUCCUUUGACCCCUCACCCAGUCGCAUUAACCCCAAUGUGGCCCAACGCUCGGCAAGUAUGUUACUAUCCAGAGAUGUUGUAAGAGAUAAGAGAAAGCGUAUUGGGGGGAAUCUGUAUGUGGAUAAUCCUUCUAAGAAAGCUCAAGAAAUUUUAGCACAAGUUAGACCAACUAGUAUGCUCGUAUCGAGGCCUUCUGAAAAUGGCGAAGUUUCGAUUGGUGCCGGAGAUUCUAUUACUCAUAGGACGCGUAAUCAUGGCAACAGUCGUCAUCGCAGGCCUAGUAGUGCCGGUGAGAGUUCCAACGGCACGGCAAAUGGUGUUGCUGCGUAUGUGAAUGUUGGACAUACUGGAAACGGCAAUAUUGGAAUUGAAGUUCUGAAUCCACUCUUCGGAAGAGAGCUAUCUCUCGAUGAAAAUAAUGGCAACAGAGUACCCGCAAUUACUGUUACAGAGGAUUUGGGUUGAACCUUGUUCUUAAACAAACUAUUAUAUUCAUGUCUCUUAUAUAGAAUAGAACGAUCAUAAGUCACAACAUUUUUUUUUUAGUGUUACAGUAGAUGAAUUUACGCGUGUGUUAUGUUGGUGGCACGCCCUAGUAAGUUUGAUUGUUUAUUUGUAUAAAUCAACGUGCCAUGAGAUAAUUGAUUGAACGACAGUC